Molecule: messenger RNA, 7913 nt
Organism: Euleptes europaea (tarantolino)
Lineage: Eukaryota; Metazoa; Chordata; Lepidosauria; Squamata; Sphaerodactylidae
Gene: CENPF
Product: centromere protein F
Exons: 17
Coding region: 81-7913 (2610 amino acids)
Biological process (GO): mitotic cell cycle; regulation of G2/M transition of mitotic cell cycle; metaphase chromosome alignment
Cellular component (GO): nucleus; spindle pole; chromosome, centromeric region
Molecular function (GO): microtubule binding; transcription factor binding; dynein complex binding
Source: RefSeq, a predicted model, not a curated record
AAAGCGAGUCCCUCGGAGAGAGGUAUGUGAAAAGGAUCUUUGCGUUGCAGCCCUAGUGACUGGGGAAACUUGGUUGAGAAAUGAGCUGGGCUGUGGAAGAAUGGAAAGAAGGCCUCUCCACAAGGGUCCUGCACAAGAUUCAAGAACUUGAAAGUCAACACGAGAAGCUCAAAAAGGAGCGACAGCAAAGACAGUUUCAGCUUGAAUCUCUGGAGGCAGCUUUGCAAAAACAGAAGCAGAAGGUUGAAAAUGAAAAAACGGAAGGGGCAACACUGAAAAGAGAAAACCAGAGCUUGAUUGAGCUGUGUGACAACCUUGAAAAAACCAGGCAGAAGCUUUCUCAUGAACUUCAGGUGAAAGAAUCACAAGUGAGCUUUCAAGAAGGGCAGCUCCUUUCAAGCAAGAAACAGGCUGAAAGGCUAGAGCAGGAACUGAAAAGAUACAAAUCGGAACUAGAAAGAAGUCAGCAAACCCUUGUUGCAGGGGAUUCAUCUGUCAGUAGCACACCACAGAAGAACUUCACUGUUCCUUCUACUCCAUGUCACAGUGAUGCCAGGUUUGAAGAACUGCAAGCAAAAUAUGAGAAAGAAGUUGAGGAAAAGAAAAAACUGGAGGCAGAACUGAAGAGUGUGAAAUCUCAUAAACCCAAUCCCUUGCUUCUUCAAAGCACCGUGAGUCGCAGAGAAAUUGCUCGGCAACAAGCUUCAUCAUCUGUGUUCUCGUGGCAACAAGAGCAAACGCCAAGCCACCCUCCAUCCAGUGCUCAAGAAGCUCCUGUCAGCAGUGGGUCGCAUUUUCCUUGGGAACUUGGGUCAACUCCUAGCCAUCAGGAUCGAAAAUCAGCAAAGAAAGACUUUGCCAACAGCAUCUUGGACAACAGCAAGGACUCAGCACUCAUCGAUGAGAUGAAAAUACAGAACCAAGAGUUAAGAUCCAGAGUUCAAGAACUGGAGCAUAAUCUGCAGAUUCAGACAAGAGAUAUGAAAUUCCAUGUAACAAAACUUCAAGAAACUCAGCUGCAAGUAGAAAAUCUGAAAAGGGAAUUGACAGAAAAAGGCCAAGCUCUGAACAAGAGUAACAAUGAAAUAACCAGAAUUAGAGCACAUCUUGACCAAACUACUGCUCAGUUUGUUGCAACUGAGGAAAAGAUCAAGAGGCUUUCAGAGGAGCUGAACUGUCAGCGACAAAAUUCUGAAAGUGUCCGGCGCUCUUCAGAGCAGAAACUAAAAGAAAAGGAAAAAGAAUAUCAAGAAGAACUGUCUCGCCAGCUGGAUCGAGUGAAAACUAAGCUACAAGAGGAACUUCAUCAAGCCAAGAACAACUAUAGUCUUCUUCAAAUGGACCUUGAGAAAAUACGAUUGGAGAAAGAGCGACUGGAAAAAAACGCCAGUGACUUUACACUGAAAUGGAAUGUGGUGAACCAGACGAUGGAAACAAUGCAGUUGAAGGAAAAUGAGCUGAGAAGAAACUUGGAGGAAGUAAAGAAGCAAAAUGGCCUCCUCAGCAGUCAAUCUGGUCAACAGUCACAAGAAAUUUGCAAGCUGAAAGAAGACCUUUGUAUGGCCAAACAGCUUCUGCAACAGAGUCAAGGUCUUGCUGAAGAAAUGAAAAGUAAAAAUUGGUCUCUGGACAGAGAGUUGAAAAUUCUUAAAGACAAAGUGAACGAGCAAGAUGAGUCUCUAGAGAAGAUGCAGCUUGCUAAUUCUGACCUGGAAAAACAACGUGAUUCUCUCCAACAGCUUCUGAAACAUAAAGAAAACACCAUUGAAAAACUCAGCAUAAAACUGGAGGAUCUGGAAAGUUUGCAGAACAUUCUUGCUGAAUGUGAAAGUCUUAAAAAAGAGGUUGAGAUUCUUUCCCAAAGGAAAACAGAAAAUGAACAACUCCUAGGCCAGUUUCAUUCAGAAAAAGAAGGGCUGAUGAGCAAAAUGUACAGCUUAGAAAAUGCUUUAAUGAUGGAACAGAUUAAAAGUAAUGACAGAGUAACUGUUGUAAAAGCUGAAAAUGAACACCUAAGCAUGGAGAUUAAAAACCUCAGAUGUGUGGUUGAAGAAAAAAGCACUGAGCUAGAGGCACAAAGAAUAGCUUACAGUGAGCUUCAGCAAAAAACAGUCACUUCUGAGGAAAAAUAUCAGAAAGAGAGAGAAAACAGUUCCCUGAAACUAGAUGAGUUAACCAAACAAGUGAAUAUCUUGCAACAAAUGCUACAGUCAGCAGCAAAUGAAGCAUUAGAAAAGAAAAAAUGUAUUUCCUCACUUGAAACCUCAUUGGCUUCCCACUCGGAGUUAAACGCUUCCUUUCAAAAGCAAGUUGAAGAAUUGAUACAAGUCCGAGAUGAAAUGGAAAGAAAAUUGGCUGAAGCAGAGCUGAAGCAUGAAGGUUUUGUGAAGGAAUCUGAAGAGCAUAUCAGUAAGUUACGAGCUGCUCUCUCUGAAAAAGAGGGCCUGGUCACCAAAGCUUCAGCUGCUCUUGAGGAGAAAGACAAACAGUUGCAACUUUUGAUCAAAGAGUCUAAAAGACAAGAAACGGAGAUUCAAGAUUUAAAGAUCAGCAAUGAAAUGCUUGAGGAUUCAGUACAGCAGCUAAAAGUUAUGCCUCAAACAGCAAGGUACCAGGAACCAGAUUUAUCUGCUGCAGCAUCAUUUAGUGAAAAAGAAAUGGAAGGUCUUAAAAACAAAAACAAAAACAUCCUCCUUCAGAGUGCUAUGGAUACUUCAGAACAAAAACAUGUAUCCUUAACAGAAACAAAUCGGUACCUUUCCAAUAAUUCUAACCAUGAUGAGAACCUCUCAGGGUUGUCAGAAAGGCAUAGUGAGAAGAGCACAUUAUUUUUACAAGCCAAAGAGGGAUUGGAAAGGAAAUGCACAUUGCUGGAAGCGAACAACAGCGACUCAAAAUGCUUUUUAAGGGCACAAGCUUGUCCCUUUGAAGUAGAAAAGGCUGAAUUUGAAUACCGAGAGAAACAGCUCAUGAACGAUCAUGAGGAAGUUCAAUGUCAGCUCUUGUCCUUGGAGAAGAAAAACGACAUUUUGCCGAGGCAGCUUGAAAAAAUGCAGGUAGUUCUUGAAGAAGCUGAGGUUGUUCCUGUCCGAAAUUUUCUAUCAUCCAAGCUUGAUAGUUUAGAACCAAAUAGGUUAAAACAAAAUGCGAUACAGCAACAUUAUGAUCCCUUGCUGCGGGAGAAUAAGCAAUGGAUCGAGGAGAUAAAAGUAAGGAACAAACAUGCAAAAGGUGGCCCUUCUUUACAUAAGGCUUCAUUGGAUCAGCUGAGAAUGUCUGUGGAAGAAAAAGAGGAUGAACUAGAUAAAUAUCGAGUGAAGCUUGAGCUGCUUCAGAUGGACCUUGAGGAUAAAGAAGUCUCUGUAGAAAACUAUGCUGAUCAAGUAACACAGCUAGAGACUGCAUUGAGAAAAAUGGAAAGAAAAAUUGAGGAAAGCAAAAGGGAAAAAGAGGGGCUAAAGCAAGAAAUCCAAGCUCUAAAAGAAUUGGGAUUUUUUACUUCAGAGAUUGCAGAGGGGGAUGGGGAUGGCCAAUCACCAGCUGUUUUCAAUGCCGUUACCAAGGACGACUUUAACCAGCAAAUAGAUGCCAAGUGUUCAUCAGUUCCUCAUGAUAUGAUGCCCAGCCAAAAUGAUUAUGUCCAAUUAGUAUCCUCCCUUCACAUGACAAUGAGCAAGCUAAAUGAGUUGGAGAAAAUGUGUGAACACCUGCAAAUUGAAAAGUCAACAUUAGCAUCACAGCUGAAAGACUCACAAUUGGAAUGCGUCAUAGGCACAGACACUGUGGCUGAAGAACUCAGGAACAAAAUUAAUAUGGUAACAGAAGAGCAUGCUGCUUUCUCUGAUGGAUUGGGCCAGAGCGAAACAGAAGCACAGUUUGAUUUUGAGAAAGCGAUCUUUGUGGAUCUGGAAAGCAGCACUGGACUCAACUAUGAAGAUUUAAAAUUAACUAAUGAAGAAAUUAAAGCACACUUUGAUGGAGUAAAGGAAAAAAUCUUGUCAUUGAAAAAUCAGUACGAAUGCUUGCAUGAGCAGAAUAUGAGUGUGGCUUCCAAAUUAUCAGAGUUGCAAUGCAGUAUUGAAAUGCUCAAGAAAGAAAAUACUGCACUAUCAACAAGUCUCAACCAAGCUGAUACCAUUUCAUUCAUAACACAGAUGACUCCUAGCCAUAUUGAUAAAGAGUUUCUAUUAGAUGGGACACUUUGCCUAUGUUUUUCAUGUCAUAGUAACAUGGCAUGUCUCACAGAAUCUAAUUUUGACAGUGAUCCUUUGACAACCAAGAACGAAAGCAGUAACAAACAAAGUAAACUAGAAAGUACCCCUGACCCGCUCCGUUCCAUUACAGAGCUGUGUGAUGGUGGCAUCAGGCAGGGGCAUGCCAUGACUAAAAAGUACAGUCUGAAAAAUAAAGCUGAACGUCUCAUGUUAUAUGAGGCCUAUGACAAGUCAUUCAAGAGGCUUGAAGAAUCCUUUGAGGCCCAUCAAAGUCUAGAAGAUGAAGAGAUACAGAAGAUUCAGCAGCUGCUCCUGUCAGCAAGGAAGGAAGUGGAUUGCCUCAGACAGCAAAAUGUAUUGGAAUAUGAGCAGUGGCAGCAAAAACUGCAUCAUGUGAUCCUGGAGGUGGUGUCUAAACUGCCAGCUGAGAAGAAUGAUACUGACCUCUUGUCUUGGGUAUUGGAAGAACCAAGGCUCCAGUCUCAAGACCUGAAUUCAAGUUCUCAGCCACUGCUUUGUGUUGGCACCGAACACCAAGUGGAAGUACCUGCGGAACAAACAAACAAUCUCUUUUCUCAUCUGGAAACAUGUGAUUUGCCCCGUGCAAGUGUGCCAUUUGAAGCUGUGCGUGGUAUAGCAAAGGAAAGAAAGUACAAAGCAAACAGCACAGAAGGCAAGAGGCCUGAUUGUGAAAUAGUCAUAGGUGUCAGAUCUAUAGAAGGAUGCUUUGAGGCCUCAGUGGCAGAAUCCAGAAUGGUGUCAGAUAAAUCCAUCAGCCCUUCACACAGUCCUGUGAUACUUCCUAAUUGUAACAACACAAAUACAGUUCCUGCAAAGAUCCUUGAAAAUCGCAAGACGAGUGAAAUGUCUCCACUACCCAUAAAUGAGACAUGUACUCUGAAUUCUAAGCUGUCCCAUGGUAUGGCUGAAAGCAAUAAGGCCUUUGAUGCUGUGGUAAUGGAAGUCCAGCAUUUAAACUCAAGGAUGGAUGUGCAGGAUGAAGAGCUGGCUGUGAAGAGGGCUGCUUGUGAGGAGUUGGAGAGAGCAGUGGCAGAGCUUGAGAAAGAAAAACAGGACUUAAGCGAGACCCUUAAAUCUGUUACUUUUGAUAAUCAACAGUUAUCUUACAACUUUUUGUGUCUGGAAAUAGAACUUAACAAGGUAAAAACUGAUCUGGAAAUGCACAAGGUUAGGCUGUCUGAUACGAGAGAGACUCUAGAAGACUUAGAAAUGACCAAAUCAGACUGGCACGAGAAGCUUCUUGAAGCCGAAAAUGAUCUGAGGAGGAUAAAAGCAGAGAGAGAGAAUAUUGAGAGUCAUGCCCUAUCUAUGGAGGCAGAUAUUGAAGAGCUUCAGUCAAAGAAAGAGCAGUUAGAAAAAGAAAAUGAAAAUAAACUGAAAAACAUUUUUGGCCUUCAGGAACAGCUUCAUAUACUCACAGUUGAAAGAAACCAAUUUAGUCAAGAUGUGAGUGCUUUGUCGAAGGAUAAAGAAGAAUUGAACCACGUGUGCCAGAAGUUGCAGGAGAGAAUAAAGGAUCUUGAGUCAAGUCAAAUGGAUUCUACUGAAUUUAUCAGAGUAUUGGAAAGUGAAGCGAAGAGCCAGACAAAAUUGCUUCAGGCUGCAAAAGAUUAUAUUGCUCAGUUAUCAACAGAAAAGGAUUGCCUAAUGCUGCAGGUACAGAAUUUGGAAAAGGUUGCGAGCGAUCUCGUGUCAGAAACAGAGAAUGCACAAAGCCAGAUAGAGCACCUGAGUGAAGAAAAAGAAGCAGUCCUUAGGGAAUAUGAAACUUUGCAAACCCAGUUGAAUUACUCUCAAACAGAAAUCUCCAAAAUCUCCAAGUCUUUGGAAGGGUCACUCAUAGAAAAAGGCGAACUGGCAGCUCGACUCAAUUCUGCACAAGAAGAAGUGGAUCAGCUGCGACACGGCAUUGAGAAGCUAAAAGUCAAAAUAGAAUCCGAUGAAAAGAAAAGAUGUCGCUUUGCUGAAAAACUGAAAGAGAAUGCAAGGAAAGCCGAUUCUCUUGUAGACAAAAUUGAAUCUCUUGAAAGAGAAUUGCAGCUGUCAGAAGAGAAUUUGGAAGAUGCAAUUGUUCAGGCAGAGGCAGCCAAGGAAGAGAAGGAAAUCGCAAACACAGAGCUGGAAAAGAUGCAUGUGGAUCUGGAGGAGCUGAAAGCUGAAAUGAAUUCCUUAAAGUCUGAGAAAGAACGGCUUGAGAGAGAGCUGGAAGAAGAGCAGGAAAGGGCAUCUAAUUUAGAACGUAGUAACUCUAUGUUUGUAAAACAAUUGGAAGAAAAAGAAGUACAAGUUAAAAGUGAAUAUGAAAAUGCGCUGAUGUCAAUACAGUCUGAUCUCAAGCAGGCCAGAGAAGAAAUUAAAGUUUCCGAGAGUAAGCAAGAAAUGUAUAAGGCAAAAGAACAGGAUCUGAUAAAUGAAGUAACUUCCUUCAAACAUGAGAACACACAGUUGGCUUAUCACCUGCAGCAAGCAAAAUACAAACAUUCUGAAUCAGAGAAAUUGAUUAUUCAGUUUAUUCAAGAACUCCAAGAUAUCAAACUACAAUUGGAUGAAAAUGAUUACUUUCUUGAGCAAUUGCCCAGAAAUGAAGCUUUGCAACUUCCCCUUGAAGAUCCUGAGAAGGAACUGGGAGGCACAGCAUCUGAAAAAGCGGCAGGCUGUCACAGGCUCUUAGAGCAGUUCAAAAGUGGAGAAAAAGCUCUCUGUCCUAAUUUCCAGCGAUGGAUGACAUCCUUUAGAGUGUUAAAGCAGGAAAGAGAGCAAAUGGGGAAGCAAAUCCAUGAACUUGAGAUUCAACUGAACAGGCCAGAUCCAAGUUCUCAUAAGGAUGCUACUUCAGAAGAAAUAAUGCUUGAGCUGGAAGGACUGAGGGGAUCCAUUGAAGAGAAAACCAGAGAGGCAGAGGAGAGUUUGGAGAAGUAUUGUACUCUGAUCAUUGAUCACCAUAAAUUAGAAGAAGAAAAUGAGAUGCUAAAGACACAAAUCUCUCUCCUGAACAUUCAUCUCGAGCAGUCAUCAUCCAGUGCUGCUACUAGUUGCCUUUGGCAAAGUCCUGGAAACCCAAAAAACCCUAGCGGUGGGCUGCUUAUAGAAAAGGCAAUGUCUGAAAAUGUUGCUAUGGUACAGAGGUGUCUAGAAAACAGAGGGAGAGACAAAGAGACAAGGUCACCUUUGAGAGAAACUCUUUCUAGAUGCUUUAAAAAGAGAGCCACGUUUCCACAGCAGAGCACAACACGGGCCCAAGACGCCUCUAAGUGUGAGUCAGAUGGAUUCCCAGAGAUGAAUGAAGGAUUUGUUGAUGUUACUCCAGGAAACAGCAGCCCUCACGAUUCCCAUAGAACAGAUGUAAGUCCAAGAAUGAGUCCUUAUCUUCUCAGUCCAAAGCUGGGGAUACCACCCUCUUUUGAUACCAUGCAGAUCCUUGAGAUGGAUUAUUUUCCAGAGAAUACAAAAGCAACAGCAGAGGGCAGCAAACCACAAAAGGUGGACGAUGCUCAGCUGCAAGAAAUACGAGCUACUGGGUCGCCCCUGGGCUUUACUCCCAGGUCUCCCCUUUCUGCCUGUAAUCAAUUGAUCCUGCCAACCGCCGACAGAUCUGCUGGCAGUGCUGAUAAAAUCCAAACCAGACUUUCAAAGACUACUGUAGAAAAUGAGUUGAAUGAAGGCUGUCAUGUACAGUAG